Adineta ricciae is the source of this 930-nucleotide messenger RNA. The record is from the annotation of a GenBank genome assembly. NCBI's taxonomy places the organism in Eukaryota, Metazoa, Rotifera, Eurotatoria, Adinetida, Adinetidae.
AUGGCACGAUGGGGUUUGGUAAUGUGUUUGGUGCUCGCAGCACUUUUACAGAUCAACGCUGAUGGAACAAGCAAUGCUCAAACUGCUGUUACGGGACUUUUGAAGAAUAUGAUGGACACCACGAAAGAUCAAACACAAUCUUUAAUAAAUGGAAUCGGACAACAAAAGGCUGGUCUUGUCGAUCGCACUAAAACUGAAGAAUUAACAAGUAUUGUCAACCAACUCCCAGAUAAAUUAACUGCACUUGCUAAAGCAGCUGAGAUAACUUUGGAUGCCACCGUUUCAGCAGCUGCCAAUGUCAUCAACACUGCAGUCGGUACAAUUAAUAGUGCUGUUGGUGCUGUUGUUACAACACUGUCCGACGUUGUCAGUGCACUCGGUGAAGUUCUCAAAGCUGUUCUCGACCUUGUUGCUUCAUUGUUGAACGUGGUUCUUAACCUUUUGGGAAACCUCCUCGGCGGUAUCAACAAUGUAUUGACUGGACUCCUCGCUCAAGUAUUGAAACUCUCGAAUUCAGUUACUAGCAGUCUUGAACAAACCAUUCAUCCACAACUCAAACUCAUCGAGCAAUCAGUCGAUCAAAUUUUGGAUUUUAUUGAUCUUAAGCUCAUUCCAGCCGUGAAAUCUUUAUCACAAGCAGUUCUCACUCUUCUUGCCGAAGUUUUAUAUUUGGUCGCCCGAAUUGGCCAAUUGGUUACCGACUUAUUGAACGGUAUUCUCUAUGAACUCUUCGGAGUAUUAUCAAGCGUUGGUAGCACACUCCAGAACGUCCUAGGUUCAGCUGUCGGCACAAUAACUGGCGUUCUUUCAGCAGUUACUGGCUGCCCAGGCUGUCUCAAUGGUCCCUUGAGCAAGGGAAAUGGUGGCGGUCUUCUCGGCCUCAAUCUCGGCAAACGUCGACGAAGUGUUGUCAAACCUCUUGCCUUCUAA